Molecule: messenger RNA, 949 nt
Organism: Amaranthus tricolor (Joseph's coat)
Lineage: Eukaryota; Viridiplantae; Streptophyta; Magnoliopsida; Caryophyllales; Amaranthaceae
Product: thioredoxin-like 3-1, chloroplastic
Exons: 5
Coding region: 153-716 (187 amino acids)
Cellular component (GO): chloroplast stroma
Source: RefSeq, a predicted model, not a curated record
GUGAAAUCUUGCUCCAAACCCAGCAUUUUACAUGCCUUUUCUCACCAAGUUUGACUAUGCUAAUACUCCAACCCUAUUCAUCAGCCUAAAUAACUUCUGGUAAACCCCACGCCUUCAAAAAUACAAUCAUAAAUCAUAAUAGAAGACAAAAUAUGUUUGUUUUAGCCCCAAAUUGUCAAGUUUUUUGCCAAAAUUUAUGCCAAAGAGAGCAUUACCCACGAAAAUGGAGUAAUGGGUGGUGUUUUUUUCUGCUAAAAUCUUCUGGGUUUGACUUGAAAGAGAGAAAAAUCUGCAGAAGUUACAGAAGGGUGAAGAGAAGAGAGGUUAUGGUGCAUGCUUCAUGGCUAGAUUUGUCUAAACCUAGUAAUCUGGAAAUGGAACCGAUUACAGAUUGUGAUCAUCUAGAACAAAUUUUACAGCAGGCUAAAGAGAGUUCUCAACCCAUUAUUAUUGAUUGGAUGGCUAAUUGGUGCAGAAAAUGUAUUUAUCUGAAGCCCAAAUUGGAAAAAUUGGCUGCUGAAUAUGAGAACAAGAUCAAAUUUUACUGCGUGGACGUAAACAAUGUGCCUCAAACCCUUGUCAAACGUGGAAAUAUCUCGAAAAUGCCCACGAUUCAGCUUUGGCUAGAUGGAGAAAUGAAAGCAGAAGUAAUUGGUGGACAUAAGCCCUGGUUAGUAAUGGAAGAAGUUAGAGAAAUGAUUCAGCAGUUCCUAUGAUUCUACAUACCAACUAUAAUAACUACCACACUGUUUUUAUGUAUGUUUCAAUUUGACCUCAGAAAAUCUUCAAAUUUUUUGUCUAUUUUGCUGAAUUUGUAUAUAAUAUCAGUUGGAAGACUACAUUUCGAAACUGGCAUAUCGAAAAUCUAGCAACGAUAUCUUUUCUCCAUAGCUAAGUAUGUGUACACAUAUUUCUGUAAUAAUGGCCUUUAAAAUGGUCUUUAUACUCU